GAGAUAAAACUACAUUUUUUAUAUGCAUAAUUAUAAAUUGCUGCCAAAAGUUUUAUUCAAUGGGAGUGCAGGAAAAUGGGAACAAGAAGAAGUACGAGAGAAUGGGAUCAGAUGCAGCAGAGGAGGAAAUAGUGCUGACAAAUAAUCUGCAACACAAAAAGGCAAAAGAAGAGGGUGUUAUUGUUGAUAAUAUUAGUGAUAAUACGAGGAAAUAUGUUUUUGCUUGUGCCAUUUUUGCCUCUCUCAAUUCCGUGCUCCUUGGCUAUGAUGUGGGUGUUAUGAGUGGAGCAAUCAUAUUCAUUCAGGAGGAUUUGAAGAUAUCAGAGAUACAAGAGGAAGUUCUUGUGGGAAUUUUAAGCAUAGUUUCGCUUUUGGGUAGUUUGGCUGGAGGAAAAACAUCAGAUGCCAUUGGUAGAAAAUGGACAAUGGCCCUCGCGGCUAUUGUUUUUCAAUCAGGUGCAGCUAUAAUGUCUCUGGCACCUUCUUUUCAAAUAUUGAUGAUAGGGAGACUCUUGUCUGGGAUUGGGAUAGGUUUUGGAGUCAUGAUUGCACCUGUAUACAUUGCUGAGAUAUCACCCUCCAUUGCCAGAGGAUCUCUUACUUCCUUUCCUGAGAUCUUCGUGAACCUAGGAAUUCUUCUUGGAUACAUCUCAAACUAUGCGUUUUCGGGGUUGCCAGUACAUAUAAACUGGAGAAUCAUGCUUGGUGUGGGAAUCUUUCCAUCUGUCUUCAUUGGAUUUGCCUUGUUUGUAAUUCCUGAAUCCCCAAGGUGGCUGGCAAUGCAAAACAGAAUUGAAGAAGCAAGAUCAGUGCUUUCAAAGACAAAUGAUAACGAAAAGGAAGUGGAUGACAGAUUAGCAGAAAUACAACUAGCUGCAGGGAUUGCUAAUGCAGAGAAGUACAAAGCAAAAGCUGUAUGGCAAGAGAUAUUAAAUCCUACUCCCACAGUUAGGCGGAUGCUGAUUACCGGUUGUGGAAUUCAAUGUUUCCAACAGAUCACAGGUAUUGAUGCAACUGUGUAUUACAGUCCAACAAUUUUUAAAGAUGCUGGGAUAAAGGGAAACACUGAACUUCUUGCUGCAACAGUUGCUGUUGGGUUCACCAAAACCAUGUUCAUCUUGAUUGCAAUAUUUCUUAUUGACAAAUUAGGUAGAAAGCCUUUGCUUUAUGUGAGCACAAUAGGGAUGACAUUCAGCUUAUUCUGUUUGAGCUUCACUCUAACGUUUUUCGGGGAUGGACAAUUCGGGAUUGGAUUGGCAAUUCUAUUUGUUUGUGCAAAUGUAGCUUUCUUCUCAGUUGGAAUUGGCCCGAUAUGUUGGGUCUUAUCAUCCGAAAUAUUCCCUCUAAGGCUCCGAGCUCAAGCAUCUGGUCUUGGAGCAGUAGGUAGUAGGGUGAGUAGCGGGCUUAUUUGUAUGUCCUUCCUCUCUAUGUCUCGUGCGAUUACAGUCGGAGGAACCUUCUUUGUAUUUUUCAUGAUUUCAGCUUUAUCUGUUGCUUUCGUCCACACAUGUGUCCCGGAAACAAAAGGGAAAUCUUUGGAGCAAAUUGAAAUGCUUUUUCAGAACGAAGGAGAAUGGCAAGAAGGUGAGGUUGAAAUGGCAGAUGCAGAGCGGCUGGUGCAGCAGAAACUAUAAGUUGGAGGCAUUACGUCAUGCUACUUAAGCCACAAUUUCGCUUGCUCGUAAAUUUAAAACGAGUCCGUGCACAU
Messenger RNA from Durio zibethinus, 1708 nucleotides. Its product is annotated as putative polyol transporter 4. Gene Ontology annotation, molecular function: carbohydrate:proton symporter activity. Gene Ontology annotation, biological process: transmembrane transport. Gene Ontology annotation, cellular component: membrane. Lineage: Eukaryota; Viridiplantae; Streptophyta; Magnoliopsida; Malvales; Malvaceae. The record is from RefSeq and is a predicted model, not a curated record.